Cajanus cajan (pigeon pea) is the source of this 901-nucleotide messenger RNA. The record is from RefSeq and is a predicted model, not a curated record. NCBI's taxonomy places the organism in Eukaryota, Viridiplantae, Streptophyta, Magnoliopsida, Fabales, Fabaceae.
CCCGAUAAAGCAAACUAGAUCUAGGCCAACAAAAGAGUAGAGCCUCUGAAUCAAAAGAAUUAAAAAUACAAAACAUGACCAUCCCAACUGUGCUAGUUUUACCUUAUCCUGCUCAAGGGCAUGUGAACCCCAUGAUAAUCCUCUCACAAAAGUUGGUUGAGAAUGGUUGCAAGGUCAUUUUUGUGAACACAGAAAUCAACCACAAGCGAGUGGUGAGUUCCAUGGUGGAGCAACAACAUAGCCUUGAUGAAUCACAAAUCAAGUUGGUCUCGAUCCCAGAUGGUUUAGGACCCGAUGAUGACAGAAACAAUUUGGGAAAGCUAUGUGAUGCUAUGCUAAGCACGUUGCAUGCUACACUUGAGAAGCUGAUUGAGGAUAUUCAUUUGAAAGGUGACAACAGAAUCAGCUUUAUUGUUGCAGAUUUGUGCAUGGCAUGGGUGUUGGAUGUUGGGGGUAAAUUUGGAAUCAAAGGAGCUAUAUUCUGGCCUGCCUCUGCAGCUGUGUUUGCCUUGAUAUGCAACAUCCCCAAGCUUAUUGAUGAUGGGAUCAUAAAUUCUGACGAUUUGGACCCGCUGGAGACGCUAAAGGUGCAGGAAUUGGAACACCGGAGGCUAUAAAACUUGUUUGGUCUUGUCACAGAGAAAUAAUAUAUGAUGUUGGGCCAGUGCCAAAGGAUUGGAAAAUUCCUCCACCCACUUGAAAAGGAAGUCCUAUGCGGGAACAAUGAAAUUAGGAAUGUAGAAGGGGAGGAAGUAUGUUAGCAUGUAGGGUAUUUCAAAGUCCAUCUUUGACGAUUUCAGUUUAUUUUUUUUUUUUAUACAAGUGUAUUUGAUCUUUUUUCAUUUGUUAGUGGUUUUGGUUUGAUCCACAAACUUGGUAUUUUUGUUCAUUUUUAAUAAUA